Phyllostomus discolor (pale spear-nosed bat) is the source of this 945-nucleotide messenger RNA. RefSeq names its product EMG1 N1-specific pseudouridine methyltransferase (gene EMG1). Lineage: Eukaryota; Metazoa; Chordata; Mammalia; Chiroptera; Phyllostomidae. The transcript has 6 exons. The coding region runs from base 51 to 785 and encodes 244 amino acids. Gene Ontology annotation, biological process: rRNA base methylation. Gene Ontology annotation, cellular component: nucleolus; small-subunit processome. Gene Ontology annotation, molecular function: rRNA (pseudouridine) methyltransferase activity; rRNA binding. The record is from RefSeq and is a predicted model, not a curated record.
GAAAAGCGUGUUUCUAAUCUCAGGAUAUUAACACAAUUUCCGGUUGUAAGAUGGCUGCGCCCAGUGGUGGAUUCCAGCCUCGUGAGCGUCGCUGUGAGGACCAGGAACGGGACUGGGAUGUUGUGGAGCCCAAGCGGCCCCGAUUUGGGGCGGGAAGCAAGAUGGGAGGCCGUAGGCUCAUUGUGGUGCUGGAAGGGGCCAGUCUGGAGACAGUCAAGGUAGGGAAGACAUAUGAGCUACUAAACUGUGACAAACACAAGUCUAUGUUGUUGAAGAAUGGACGGGACCCUGGGGAAGUGAGACCAGACAUAGCUCACCAGAGUUUGCUGAUGCUGAUGGACAGUCCCCUGAACCGUGCUGGCUUGCUGCAGGUCUAUAUCCAUACACAGAAGAACGUGCUGAUCGAAGUGAACCCCCAGACUCGAAUUCCCAGAACCUUUGACCGUUUUUGUGGCCUCAUGGUUCAGCUUUUACACAAACUCAGUGUUCGAGCAGCUGAUGGCCCCCAGAAGCUCUUGAAGGUAAUUAAGAAUCCAGUGUCAGAUCACUUCCCAGUUGGAUGUAUGAAAAUUGGCACUUCCUUUUCCAUCCCAGUCGUCAGUGAUGUGCGAGAGUUGGUGCCCAGCAGUGACCCUAUUGUUUUUGUGGUGGGGGCCUUUGCUCAUGGCAAGGUCAGUGUGGAGUAUACAGAGAAGAUGGUGUCCAUCAGUAACUACCCCCUUUCUGCCGCCCUCACCUGUGCAAAACUUACCACAGCCUUUGAAGAAGUAUGGAGGGUCAUUUGACGAUAGGACCUUGUUCUGAAAUGCAGACUGUUGACACUGCAUCCCUGGACUCCCCCAGCGCACUGCUGGAGGAUGACCUUCCUGCACCAGGACUGUGGGCUAGUGGAAGCCAGGCUGUAUAUUUGCCAUUUGUUUAUCUUAUAAACACUGUUCUUGCAAA